This is a messenger RNA of Priapulus caudatus, 495 nucleotides long. Its product is annotated as signal transducer and activator of transcription 5B-like. The record is from RefSeq and is a predicted model, not a curated record. The coding region runs from base 67 to 495 and encodes 142 amino acids. The transcript has 7 exons. Lineage: Eukaryota; Metazoa; Priapulida; Priapulimorpha; Priapulimorphida; Priapulidae. Gene Ontology annotation, biological process: regulation of DNA-templated transcription; signal transduction.
GAAAUUCGAAAAACAAGUAUUCAGGAGGUGAACAAUGGCCUGGAUGGACUCCAGCAACACCAGGAGAUGUGCAACCUGCAGGUCCAGCAGUUUGUGCGAACCAAAGCACAGCUAGAGAAGUGGACGCAGCUCGUGCAGGCUCAGCCAGAGUACACCAGCAAGCUAGAGCAGGGCAAGCAGGAGUAUACUACACUGUACCAUAACGUGUUGAGCCAGCAGACGAGAAUACGCAGCGAGCGACUGGAGAUUGCGGUCAAGCAGAGCGAGAUGCUGACCCAGCUGGACGAGCUGCAGACGUUCGUCGAACAGGAGCUGGAGCGGUGGAAGGCCAAGCAGAAACAAAAGAGCAUCGGCAUGGUGGUGGACGAGAGUCUCGACCAGACGCAGCAGUGGUGUGAGCAGCUGGCCUACUACACGUGGACGUGUCGGCAGUCGAUACUGAAGGCGGACGGCAUACGUAAGAUGACUGCCACUGGAAAUCCGACGUGCAUAUGA